Haplochromis burtoni (Burton's mouthbrooder) is the source of this 2598-nucleotide messenger RNA. RefSeq lists its product as uncharacterized. Lineage: Eukaryota; Metazoa; Chordata; Actinopteri; Cichliformes; Cichlidae. Bases 45 to 1472 code for a protein of 475 amino acids. The transcript has 9 exons. The record is from RefSeq and is a predicted model, not a curated record.
CUGCUGUUAUUUUUAGCCAGAAUGACUGUGUCUGUGUUGCUCCUAUGCCUUGUUUAACAGUCAGCUACCUCAAAAAGCAAGGGGUUUCAGGAAAGGCAGACGGGGUAAGCUGGGUGUGGGCCUGUAAAUGGAUGGAGCGGGUAAAGGAAGUCGGGAAGGGAGAACGUGAAGAAAGGAGCCGAAACCUGCAGAGUUCAGCUCAAACACAAGUUGUUGCUCAGUCCCAGCACACACCGUGGUCCCAGAUUGUGGGCACGUUGGGAGCCUGGUAUGGCUUUACUCCAGUUUUUGUAGUUUGGUCAGUCUGCCAAGUGGAGGCACUGCCGCACCCUUCUGUACUGAUAGUGGAUGUGUGCUGGAGGCUACUCUUUGUGUGCCUUCUGUUGAUUUCUCUGGGAGGUUGCAUCCAUGCCCUGAAGUGCUGCCUGCAGCCAGGACAGAGCCAGGGAGAGCCUCCAGGGACUGAACAGGAGAUUGUGACUGAAAUCAGGAAUGACCAGUGUUUACGGAUGUACCAGGCAAGAAACCCAGGUGUGAAUAUUAAUCUGAUUCUUGCCCUGGCUGACAGCCUGCUGCUGUGUGUGCUGCAGGAACCUCUGCCAGACCCCAAUGUGCCCCAUAUUCAGGCUCUUCUCUCCAGACUGGAGUCAGUGUCUCACACACUGGAGGUGACUGAUGUGGGAUCAGAGGUGGGACUGGAUGAGGUGGACCAAAGCUCUGUAGUGACAGAGAAACUGAAACUCCUCCACACCUACCUGCAGCAGAGGAGAGUGUCCCUGCGCACUCUUGUCCAGGUGCAGGGGGACUUUGAGGCCAGUGUGAAGAACAUGCUGCAGGGCUUAGACGACCUCUGGGCUCAGCUGGAGGAGCUGCAUACUGGGGUCACACUCUUCAAACAGGAGACCCAAGGCCACAGAGAUCUGGCCUCUGCUCAGAGAGACACACAGAAUUUGUUGUCGGUCUUGGGUGACUACAGGAACAAACUUCAGUCUUGUCAGGUUCAUUUGAAGGGCAGCACACAACUACUGCAGGAGUUAACCUGGAGUCACACCCACAUGAGCAACAGCGUGAACAGCAGCAGUGAGUCAGUUUGGCCAGAGCUCUUGCUUCAGUCUAAUAUUGAGCAGUUUGACAAGGUGCAGGAGAAUUUCACCUCUCUGGAACAACAGAUCUCUACCUUCCAGGCCCACCUGGAGGGACUCGGAAAACAAAAUCAGGAAAAACAUGCCGGGCCCCUCACUCAUGCUGGCGGGCCACAUUUAUACUCGGUGCUGCCACAGACUUCUUAUCAUGCCCACAGUAAAGUGUCUGUGGAGCACCGUAACUCCACCUCUUCCUCCACGUCUGCUUCCUCGGUGGAUACAGGUACAGUCACAAAAACAGACAAUACUUUCUCACUGCGCAAGAGGUCGGCGCUACAUUUCUCUUCCACAAUCGGACGACGUCUGCGCAUAUCUGGAAGGAAGAAGUGAUUUGUUAAAAACGUAUUUAAACGCAGAUGAUGUGGUAGUGAGCUAGGGAAAGAAUAUUCAAAUGUUGAACAUUUGCUGGUUGCCUAAAAUUGUAUUAUUUAUUGCUCUUUGUCAUUGCAUUGCUUUGACUUGUAUGUGUACUUUAACUUAGCUGCUUUAUCUUUUCUACCUCUUGGAUUUAAGAGCAGGCAAGAACAGAUUUUCACUGUAAAGCACAUUUCAAACACUAGGGGGCACACUUUCAUCAGUUACUUCGAGAAUAAACAGGUACGAUGUGGACAUGUACACUGAUCUCAGGUUGACUGAGCCCAGUGUGAACCAUUUCCCUGCUGUCAACAAAAUAAAAGUAUUGGGUGCAUUUGUUCAAACAUAAACUUAAGUCAGUCAACAAUAGUUUUGAAAAUUUGAAUUUGGGCCAAUAUUUCAGGUGUUUUCUGUUAUUAUAAUUCACUGGAUAAGGUCACCAGCUGUUCUCUUUGUGCUUGAAAUGUGAUUUUGAAAGUUGUAUUGAAGUCUUAUCCUGUACAUCUCUUUGAAUUUAAGAAGUAUAUUUUUAUUGAAGGUUUCCGGUUAAAAAAAAUAACCUAUGGGAGAGGAGGCCAAUAUGGCAAGUAUUUUUGUUACUAAAAACUGAGCGGCCCUCUAGACCAUUUUUAAAAGAUCUUUGAUCCAAAUUCAGUCACUCUGCAACGCUACACCAAAGGCGAUGGUUUUCUCAGCCAGAUUCCUAACGUUUCAGGCUGAAACGUGCAGGACUUCUGAUAGAAACCUGUUCAUUCAUGGCCGCAGUUAAGCGCCUGUUGCAUGGACUCUGUACAGCAUGUGUGACAUAGAUGUCAUUUUGACCAUGGACUUUCCUACCAUCUGCCAGAUCAUGCAUCUGUCUGAUUUUCUCACACUGUGAUUGGGAGUGGUGGAGCCGACCCCUGGGGGAUUUGGGAUGAAAGGAAUGUGAACUGAACACUGCAGGAUUUGAGCUGUCACAACACCAAGAUACAAACACAGUGUGUGUGUGAACUUCGUUGUAGAGAGAUGUAAAGCCUGUGGAAGGAGAGAUGCGUGUCUGGUUGUUUGGACUUCAAAGACACAAGAGUUUGAAUUUAAAAAAUAAAUCGUUAUGACAUGC